AUUUAGCGAUCUAGAAAUCAAGUAGAGCAUCAUCAUGGUAGAACUGGCCAAAGAAGAGGAGGCAACCACCGACUUCCAUCCGGCGCCCGUUUGGCUGGAUGAAGCCUAUUUGGAGCGCCUGCUCAGGGAUCUGAAGAAGGAUCCGGGUCUUAGGAUCACCGAACUGUUAAUCAAACCCGCCACUGCCAAGGGUGAUAACUAUGCUAGUGUAAUGACGCGCGUUAAGAUUUUGUAUUUGAAAAGUGGCGCUAAAAAUCCUGAAACUGAGUACUAUAUUGUGAAGACCACGUACGAGAAUGAUGCCUUUGCCUCGGGCAUAUUCUCCCAGUACCAGGUCAGCACUACGGAAAUGCGAAUGUACGAGAAGAUUUUGCCCCAGUUGACUGGACUCAUUGCGAAGACCAGCCAGCCGGAGAAGCUCUUUGCCGAGACUUUGCAUGUGGACUACGAGCAUGAGGCCAUCAUUUUUGAAGAUCUGGCGGUGGCGAAAUUUGAACUAGCUGAUCGACUUAUAGGCUUUGACCUGGAGCACACCCGUCUGGGUCUCCGAAAGCUGGCCAAGAUGCAUGCUGCUGCUGCUGUUUUAAACGAACGUCAGCCGGGUGUACUAACCAAAUUCGAUCAUGGCAUCUUCAAUCGCCAUACCCAGGGUUUUGCGCCCUUUUUUGUGAACACGGUGGGCGUGGCAGCGGAUUUUGCCAGCGAGAGUCCCCAAUUGGGUGAGCACUACGCCCGGAAACUGAAGGAUCUGCAGAAGCGAGUGAUGGAGUACUCUACGCGGGUCUACGAUCCACAGCCGGGGGAUUUUAAUACCCUGGUGCACGGUGACUAUUGGGUCAACAAUGUGAUGCUGCGGUAUGGGGAGCAGAAGGAACCGCUGGACAUGACCCUCAUCGACUUCCAGUUCUGCAGCUGGUCCUCGCCGGCAGUGGAUCUGCACUAUUUCUUCAACACCUCGGUGCAGACCGCCAUUCGGUAUGAGCAGCAGGACGCCCUGAUUCAGUAUUACCACUCGGUGUUGGUCGAAACGCUCAAGGAUCUCAACUUUGCUGGCUAUACGCCCACACUGAGGCAGUUUGUUCUGCAGCUGGAGAGGGGAAGAUUCUUUGCCGUCACUGUCUCACUGGUCUGCCAGGCCAUUUUGACCAACGAUCAGACCGCCGAUGCCGAUUUCCAUGCUUUAAUGAAGGAUGAUGAGCGCGGUCGCAACUUCCGGAAAGUGCUGUACACCAACAAGAGAUUGCAGGAUAAUCUCAAAUAUAUGCUGCCACGCUUCGAUCGGAGCGGUCUACUGGAUGUCACCGACUGAAGCCAUAAUCUCAUUAGAAUAACUAGUCCCCAUUUGAAAUGGAAAAUAUAUUAAAAAGAAAAUGAUUUAAUUACCUA
Messenger RNA from Drosophila takahashii, 1386 nucleotides. RefSeq lists its product as uncharacterized. The record is from RefSeq and is a predicted model, not a curated record. Lineage: Eukaryota; Metazoa; Arthropoda; Insecta; Diptera; Drosophilidae.